AUGAAAGGAACAACAUCCAGCCCCAGCGAAGGCGGAUCCACCACAUCUACCACCUCCACCUCCAGCGCAGAUCAAUUCACCACUUCCACCGUCUUCAGCACACGUACUGCGACCAUCACAGCAUGCCCUUCCACCGUUCCCGACUGCCCUGCUUCUGCGAAAUCCACCUUCGUUACGACUGAGACCAUAAUCGAUUAUACUACCGUCUGCCCUGUAACCGCCGAGGCCACGCACACAGAGACCCCCACUAGUACGGCUGAACAGUCAAUCACUUUGCAAACAGCUCCUGCUGGAACCUCUGCUGAAUUCACCACAUCCACUGUGCUGACUACACGCGUCUCUACCGUCACUGCUUGUGCAUCCGGUAUCGUCGACUGUCCCGCCAGUGCGCAGAGCACUUUUGUCACUACUGAGACCAUAAUCGAUUACACGACCGUCUGCCCUGUCACCGCCGAGGCCACACAGACAGCGAGUGCUUCUAGCACUGAUGAACAGUCGACCGCUCUGCAAACGGCCCCUAAAGAGACAUCUGCUGAACUAACCACAUCCACUGUGUUGACCACCCGCAUCUCAACUGUCACUGCCUGUCCAUCUGGUGUAGUCGAUUGUCCAGAGAGUGCGCAGAGUACCUUUGUCACUACGGAGACUAUAAUUGAUUACACUACCGUUUGCCCUGUCACCGCCGAGGCUACCCGCACAGAGAGCCCGUCUAGCGCCGCUGAGCAGUCGACCACUGUGCAACCAGUGCCGGCCGGUUCUUCCGUUGAGCUUACCACGUCCACUGUGUUGACUACUCGCGUCGCUACUGUUACUUCCUGUCCGUCCGGGGUCGUGGACUGCCCUGCUUCUGCAAAGAGCACUUUCGUCACCACCGAGACUGUAGUGGAUUACACUACCGUCUGCCCUGUGACCGCCGAGGCCACACAGACCUCUAUUGCGGGGGCAUCAGAGACUGCAUCGGAACAACCAGGAAACGUGGAAUCAGGAUCUAGUGUUGGUUCAUCAGCCCAGUCUACCGGAGAGUCUGGAUCAGCGAUUAGUGUGAGCGCUUCUGGACAAUCCGGGGCCCUUACCUCGGAAACAAUUGGUGUGGGUGCCGUGGGGACGAUCCCUACUGUGACCUUCUCUUCACUUAGAAGUGCUUCUACUCCUUCUGGCAGCAAGAGCGCUUCCAGCCCCGUUGGACAUUCUACUUCUCUCCAGGGCGCGUCUACAGGUGUCCCUGCCAUUUCUACCGGCUCCAACACUCCCAGCACAAGCAGCAGUGCAGCUGAGGCGGUCUAUACCGGCGCAGCAUCCACUUCGCGAUGGACGCUGACUCAUGGUGUCGCGUCUCUUCUUGCUGUUUUGGUUGUGAUGUAA
Messenger RNA from Penicillium verhagenii, 1362 nucleotides. RefSeq lists its product as uncharacterized. The record is from RefSeq and is a predicted model, not a curated record. Bases 1 to 1362 code for a protein of 453 amino acids. The transcript has a single exon. NCBI's taxonomy places the organism in Eukaryota, Fungi, Ascomycota, Eurotiomycetes, Eurotiales, Aspergillaceae.